Bolinopsis microptera is the source of this 1978-nucleotide messenger RNA. Its product is annotated as programmed cell death protein 6-like. The record is from RefSeq and is a predicted model, not a curated record. Gene Ontology annotation, molecular function: calcium ion binding. The coding region runs from base 2 to 784 and encodes 260 amino acids. The transcript is spliced from 6 exons. Lineage: Eukaryota; Metazoa; Ctenophora; Tentaculata; Lobata; Bolinopsidae.
GAUGUCUGGCUAUGGUCGACCAAGUGCGCCACCUGGAGGUCCUCCAGGUGGUUACGGUGGAGCCCCAGGGUACCAACAACCACAAGGAGGUUAUGCCGCGCCGGGAGGUUUUAACGCAGCACCAGGAGGGGCCGCGCCGGGUGGUUAUAAUGCAGCACCGGCAGGGUACGGUGGUCAACCGAGCGCACCAGGUGGGUACGGUGGUCAACCGAGCGCUCCAGGUGGAUAUGGUGGCCCGGGGUACACGGCUCCACCUCCCCCUCAGCAACCAAUGGCUCAACCAAAUCUCAACCAGAUAUUCGCCAGUGUAGAUAAAGAUAGGAGUGGCAUGAUUUCUGUUAACGAACUCCAAUCUGCGCUAUCCAAUGGAACUUGGCAACCCUUCAAUCCUGAAACUAUUCGUCUUAUGAUUUCGAUGUUUGAUAAGGACGGAAAUGGUACAAUAAAUUUCCAAGAAUUUGGUGCAUUGUGGAAGUACAUAAACGAUUGGCAGAACACUUUCAGGUAUUACGAUCGAGACAACAGCGGGUCAAUUGAUCAAAACGAACUGCAGACUGCCAUAGCAUCAUUUGGUUUUAGUCUGUCGCCUAAAUUCUACCGACUCGUGGUCAGAAAGUUUGAUCGAGAUGGAAACCAGCGGAUAACAUUUGAUGACUUUAUUCAGUGUUUAGUGAUUAUCCAGACGUUAUCUGCUGCAUUCCAACGGAAGGACACAAAUCGCAAUGGAUGGAUUCAAAUCAACUAUGAAGAGUUUAUGGAGUUAGUAUUCUCGACAAAGAUUUGAGGAAAUACUGGAAAAUAACGUCAAUUCAAUAGGAAAUGGAGCCUGAUUAAGUCACUACUGGAACACUUAACACUUAAUACAUAUUUUUACUCAGAUAGAAUACAAUCAGUUCGAUUUGUUAUGCCAUGUGCUGUAUGUAAACAAUGAUUAUAUUAUUAUUUUAAUUCGGUUUUAAUAGUUGGUUUACCUUGCUGGGUUUAGCCACUACAAGAAGUUGUGUAAGUAACUGUAACCAAGGUUGUUUUUAACAACAACGGAUACCAGUAUCACAUGUAGAUUGUGGCUGCUGCACUUAACCAUCGUACUUUAAAUUGUGAUAUGAAAUAAAGCUGUCAUCUAAGAAUUGAGGUAUUUGUGCUGCAUAACAACAAAUAGCUGAUGCACUUUGCUAUAUAUGCUGGCACGAUUAUAGCAGGGAAGGUUAUGAACAACAAAUUCUUUCUUUGUUUCUGACCCUUCCUUCUCCUCCAGUUGUGGCUUGUUUUUAUAAAUAAACAAAAAAAAACAUCACAUUAGUGGUUAUAUCCAACUUGUAUUCCAGAAUAUUCUAGUUUAUAUUUUAGUUGCGAUGCUGUUAUUGUAGCUUUACCAUCUGUUGUUUAGGCCUGUAAUCGUUGCAUGGCGUUUAACUGUUCCUUAAAGCACAGUUAAUUCAACUGCAAAAAGCUAACUGCUGCACAGCGAUUAUCAUGUGUGCAGCGAUUGCUUGCUUCAACCAUAGGUGGUGGAACUACGAUUAUAUGUAAUGAACAUUUUUUUGUAGAUAUGUCUUACGAGAGUGAUGUUAUGAUAUUAAUGGAUUUGUGCUUUUUGUACUAUUUGCUGAUGCUUAUUACAUUUUACGGGUUAGAUAAUGUAUAUUUUAUUUUAUGACAUUGAUGGGAAAAAUAAUUUGUUGAGGAUGUUAUUCUGCAAAUUCGACUGAAAUUGCAAUUGAAUGCAAACUUUUUAAUUCAACUCGUAGUUUGGGACAAUCCAAGUAUUUCAGUGGUUUUUAACAAUAAAUAGAUCUCCACUUUUGAUUUGUCAUCGCUUUUUUAUAGCGUGUAUUCAGCAACCAUUUCAUUUAAAACAGGUGUUCUUACCGCAAUGUCUAAAAGUACCCUUUUCAUUCCGUCAAUAGGCUCGCCGUUUUGUUAAACCAGAUUGAUUUCAUCGAUUUAAUUUUAAAUUUCUCAUUCUCAAUUUCCAAAU